Messenger RNA from Rotaria sordida, 1323 nucleotides. The record is from the annotation of a GenBank genome assembly. Lineage: Eukaryota; Metazoa; Rotifera; Eurotatoria; Philodinida; Philodinidae.
AUGGCAAGUCAACCAUCUAAUGAUAAACGUAAUGAUGCUUCUUCAACUCGUCCUCCACCAGCAGGUACAAAUAGUGAUAAUCAAGCACGUAAACGUUUAUUUUCUAAAGAACUUCGUAAUAUGAUGUAUGGUUUCGGUGAUGAUCCACAACCAUAUGCUGAAUCGGUCGAAUUACUCGAAGACCUUGUCAUACAAUAUAUAACUGACAUGACAUUAAAAGCAACUGAAAUCGGUAGUAAUAAACAAGGUCGUAUUGUAGUCAAUGACAUUUUGUAUUUACUUCGACAUGAUCCAAGAAAAUAUGCACGUGUAAAAGAACUUUUAUGUAUGAAUGAAGAAUUAAAAAGAGCUCGAAAAGCAUUUGAUGAACCAUCAAAAGAUGGUCUUUAUUGUGGUAAAGAAAAUUGUUAUGAUUUAUUAAAUGUCACACGAGCAGCUAAUAAACAAGAAAUUAUUAAAGCUUAUCGAGGAUUAGCUAAAAAAUAUCAUCCUGAUAUGGCAAAAACACUUACGGAUAAAGAAAUAUAUACAGAAAAAUUUCGAGCAUUUGCUAAUGCUUAUGAAAUUUUAAAAGAUGAAGAAACAAGAGCUGAUUAUGAUCGAAUGUUAGAUAAUCCAGAUCAAUAUUAUACACAUUAUUAUCGUUAUUAUCGACAUCGAUAUGCACCAAAAGUUGAUGUUCGUCUUGUUAUAUUUAUUCUUAUAUCCGUUAUUAGUGCAAUUCAAUAUUAUAGUCAAUAUAGUAAUUAUAAUACAGCAAUUAAUUAUCUUGUAACAGUACCAAAAUAUCGUAUACAAGCACAAGAAAUUGCUCGACAAGAAGGUUUAAUUGGAAAUAAUAGUGAAUCAUCGAAAAAAAAUCGUGGACGAAAAAUAAUGAGUAAACAAGAAGAAGAAGCUAUUUUAAAACGAAUUGUCGAACGAAAUCUUGAUAUUAAAGGUGGUUAUAAGAAACCAAGUAUUACACGUGUACUUUGGCUUCAAUUAGUACUUUUUCCAUAUUAUUUAUUUUUAAAAUUACAAUGGCAUAUUCGAUGGUUUUAUAAAUUUAAUAUAAAUAAACAUGAAUUAGGUGAAGAUGAAAAAAUCUAUUUAGUUUGUCGAAAUUUAAAAAUGAAUCGUGAACAAUAUGAAUCUUUAUCUGAAAAAGAACAUAAUCAAAUUUGGGAAAGACAAAUUUGGAUAAAAGAAAAUUUUCGUCAAUGGAAAUUAGAAAAAGAAGUUGAACAAAAGAAAAAAUUAAAUGAAUCAGGCCGUUAUAAAGCAUAUCGUCGUUAUAUAAAAAGUGGUGGACCUGGACAAAUAACAUUUGAUCCAGAUUAA